AAUAAUUGCUGCAAAAUACAACAGUCUGCGCUACUAAUGUCCUUCAAAGAAAGGGAUUUGCUGUAUCGUCUUAUCAUUAGUCAACUGUUUUAUGAUGGUUUUCAGACUAUGGCUGUUAAUCUGGUUAAUUUAGUAAGUCCUUCAGCGGCAUGUGGUCCAUCCAAUCGCCUAUUCCGUCUCGUAAAACUUGGCCUUUCUGCUUCUGAAGAGUUAUUUCAGUUGAUUUUGUAUUCACUGCCGGAUUUUAGAGUCUGUCUAUCAUAAUCUUUCAUUGUGUAUUCUAAUAAAAAUGUCUCAGUCUUCAGUCGUGGUGAUAAUAGUUUAAUUGAAAUAUAUUAAUCCUUACUAUCCAGUUUUUCUUUAAAAGCGUCCAUCAAUGGAUCUGAUUUCACCUGUUUGAGUGGGCUGAAGUCGUAAAUCUGACCAAAUCAUUUGUAACUCACUGAAGUUAACUGGUAUUUAUAGCAGUAGUGCGAAUUUCACCAGAUAUCUGAUGAUUGGCUUUGCUUAAGAUCUACUUAAAGUAGACUCGUCCACAUGUAUGAUAAUCAACUGUUUGUCGGUUUCACAUGUCUGUUUGUGCCCAGGUAAAAAUCCACAUUUAACUUCAUGGACAGUCCCAAGUAUUAAAGUUUGGUAGGUUUACAUAAAUUUACACAUAAAUAUGGGCUCUGAGGUAAAUCUUUUCGGUUUUAUAGGACUGAAGGAGUAGUUGUAAAUCGCAAGAUUUUUGGCGUCAUAGUGGCUAAGUAGUCAGAAGGUCUGAUGGCAUUCUUCGAGUACCUGAAUGCUUUCUAAAUAACUAUUACAAUUUCUUCCACUUAUCACUGUUCACUCACAAUGGUCAUUCUAUUAAAUGAGCAUGAAAAGUCAGGCGUUAUUGAAGGUGAAAGUAUUGCCCCAGGCACGGGAAUCGAUCUGGAAGUUGAGAGUGAAAGUUCUACAAUGGCUCCUGAGGCAGCUCUAUAUGAAACUUGUUAUGUAACGGCACAUAAGGCAGCCUGUCGUGCAGCAUCCUUUAAUAGCACAGGUCAGUUAGUUGCAACAGGAUCUCAUGAUUCUUCGAUCAAGAUACUUGAUGUUGAACGAAUGCUAGCCAAAAGUGUCUCACCAACUGACCAUUUAGGUCAAGAGACACCUCAACAACAAAUGGAGACUCAUCCAGUUAUACGAACACUUUAUGAUCAUACAGCUGAAGUUACAUGUGUAGAUUUCCAUCCAGAUCCAACGCUGCAAAUCCUUGUUAGCGGAAGUAAAGAUUAUACAAUCAAACUGUUUGACUUCUCAAAUCCAUCUGUUAAAAAAGCUCAACGAAAUAUUCCGGAAGCUUCCCCAAUACGAACUUUACAUUUUCAUCCAUCUGGUAACUUUUUACUUGUUGGCACUCAGCAUAAAACACUUCGUUUAUAUGAUGUACAAACCUGUCGUUGCUAUGUAUCAGCCGUUCCAGAAGACCAACAUCUUAGUGCAGUUAAUAUGGUUCGGUGGUCACCGAAUGGAACUGCUUUUGUUACUGCUGGGAUGGAUGGCAGCUUCAAGAUUUGGGAUGGAGUUUCAUGUAGAUGUGUUAACACAUUUGAAGCUGCACAUGAUGGUGCACCUGUGUGUUCUGUAGUUUUUUCACGUAAUGGAAAAUAUAUCCUUAGUUCCGGUAAAGACAGUGCAGUUAAAUUAUGGGAAUUAGCCACUGGACGAUGUCUUAUAACCUAUACUGGAGCAGGUACAGUAGGACAUCAAACACAUAGAUCAAUGGCUGUCUUUAAUCACACAGAAGAUUAUGUAUUAUUCCCAGACGAAGCAACAAAAAGCCUGUGUUGUUGGGAUUCACGUAAUGCUGACAGACAGCGUUUAUUAGCCCUUAAUCAUAACGGGCCAAUCCGAUGUUUUGUACAUUCACCAACAACAGCGGCAUUUAUGUCCUGUAGUGAUGAUAAUCGUGCAAGAUUUUGGUAUAAACGUCCUAUAUCAGACUGAAAUUAUUGUAACCAUAACAUUGGACAGACUGCUUUAUUUUGUACAAACCAAACUGUUUUAUUAUUAAUUGUUUAAAAAAAGAAAUAAAGCAUUGUUAAUUGUUAAACUAACAUUUUAUUCAAAUUAAGUAGACAUUCUUUUACAUGACUGGUU
Molecule: messenger RNA, 2127 nt
Organism: Schistosoma guineensis
Lineage: Eukaryota; Metazoa; Platyhelminthes; Trematoda; Strigeidida; Schistosomatidae
Source: the annotation of a GenBank genome assembly